Molecule: messenger RNA, 4643 nt
Organism: Hypanus sabinus (Atlantic stingray)
Lineage: Eukaryota; Metazoa; Chordata; Chondrichthyes; Myliobatiformes; Dasyatidae
Product: apoptosis-enhancing nuclease-like
Exons: 4
Coding region: 104-1222 (372 amino acids)
Cellular component (GO): nucleus
Molecular function (GO): nucleic acid binding; exonuclease activity
Source: RefSeq, a predicted model, not a curated record
GUUGAGAUGGUGGCACGUGGCGCCGGCGACAGCUGGAGAUCACUCCUGGUGAGGAGCUGGAUUCCAAGUAGAUACCCUUACGCCAUUGAUAAAUGAGCAAAGGAUGCCAGGGGUAGCCGACACUGUUAUCCCAGUCCUGGAAGGCUCCAUAUCCAGGCUUUUGCUCCAUGGGAUCUGCAGUCCAGCUCGAUCUCUCCGCCAGGGUAGUGAAUGUCGGACCAUCAGGCGCAAGAAGAAGCUGAGCAGGAAGUAUCAGCGUUUCUUGGAAAGGAAAGCGUUCCUGGAGCGAAGGGGGAUUUUGAAGCGGAGACGGGUCAGAGAGAAGGAGGGACCUGGAGACCAUCCACAGUGCCCAGGUGGCUGCAUCUUCCAGCAGGGAGUCACCAAGCAGCCGAGUGGCUCCUGUAUGAAUGCUAAUUACUCCAUCGUAGCCGGUGCCUUGCAAACCCAGACCACGACAGGAAGUAUCACACCCACUCUGUUGGGGGCGUCCAGCCCAGAACACAAGGCAAACCGUCUCACCCCCAAGGGCCUUGCCCUGCUGUCACCUGCUGCCACCUCUCGCAGGAUGAGGUCGGGGGGCUUCUGCUGCAGUGCCACCAGGUGCGUGGCGAUCGACUGCGAGAUGGUGGGCACGGGCCCCUGUGGGUGGCUGGGUGAAGUGGCCAGAUGCAGCAUAGUUAACUAUCAGGGUGACGUCAUCUAUGAUAAGUACGUGAGGCCGGAAGGUCCCAUCACCGACUACAGGACGCGGUGGAGUGGAAUACGCAAGCAGCACAUGGCGAGUGCGUUAGAGUUUAAUGUUGCGCAGAGAGAGAUCAUGAAGAUCCUAAAAGGUAAAAUUGUGAUAGGCCAUGCAUUGCACAAUGAUUUUAAAGCCCUGAAGUAUUUUCAUCCGAGAUCUCUAACGAGAGAUACAAGCAAGAUGCCUCUUUUGAAGAAGGUGGCUGGGUUUGCCGAAAAAGACUCUGUGUCCCUGAAGAAUCUUGCAAAGCAGCUUCUGCGCAAAUCCAUACAGGUCGGCAGAGACGGUCACUGUUCUGUUGAGGAUGCCCGCACUGCAAUGCAAUUGUACAAGCUAGUUGAAGUUCAGUGGGAAGAGAAGCUUCACAGCGAGUUGUGGACAGAACAUGAUCACACGGUGUCUGACACAAGCUCUGAAAUCAGUCACUACAUGGACGAUCAGUACUGGCCUGCUGGAUUACACGACGACUGCAAAUGAUUGGAGAAGGAUUUUUUAAAGUACGUACCUCCAGUGACGAUAAGCAUUAAUGCUGCUGAUGGACUAUUGCAAUACAAACUCAGGUUGAUUUGCCUGUUGGAUGAGGACCAGUUUUUCACCUGUUCUCAGGCCUUCACUGUCCUGCCAGCAAAUUGGCGCUUGUUCCCUCUCAGUGGUGGGUCAGGAUCCAUGCAGCCAUAGUCCAGGAUCAGGGCUAAGGUCUCAAGCCUGCUUCAAUACCAAGUUGUUCAGCAUGCCAGUGCAGAAUCUGGAGCAAGUUAAGGUGGGGGGGUGGGGGUUAUUUGGUGCAAUUGGGUCCUUCCAGAGUUCUGACUGAAAAUUCAACCCAUUGUGAUCUUAGUCUUGGAGAGAAAAUGAAUAGACUAGAUUUGGUGUGGUGGAUAAAGCUGAGUGGUUUUGUUCUGUCAAUGUGGUUGACCACAAAGGAACAAGAAUUGCAACCUGUUAACCAUGUUUUCUGUUUUAAUACUUAUCUUCAACAUUUCUACUCACAACUCUGGCAUGCAGAAGACAACUGGUACUGUUUCACUGAUACCGGUUGGUCCCAGUUCCCAAAUCCUGAAGCUAAUGAGCAUCAGGCUCUUUAGCUCAGAGAGCCAAUCUUCUUUGUGCCCUCGUUCCAGUUCGCUGUCUAAUUCUGAAGUACUGAGUUCAAUGUCCCAACUGCUGCCCUUUCAGAAAAGGCCUCCAAGAUUGCUGUGGGGUUUGGAGUAGCUGAUAACUCUCUUGGUCCAUGUGACUGUCUCCUGAAUAGUUCAGUGUGGUUCAUCUUUACUUGGCCUGUACGAAAAGUGGGUGUCAGUGUGAGGCAGGAAGCUAUGUUCUCAUCCUUCCCCAACCCAUAUUCCUGUGAUAUCUUGUGGAUAUACGAAAGUGAGGAGGAAAGUGGAAUCUGUUACCAUGACUGCUUGUUGAAAACAGAUCAGUUCUGAAGAGAAAUUGUAUCAGUAGGCAUCUAGAGAGCCCCAUUUGGGGGAGUGCUUGGGCUGAGCUACUGUAGGUUUAUCACCUGCCACUAGCAGCACAGUGACACGGUAAUAAAGCUGCUGUCUUGUGUCUAGUACCCACAAGUUCAAAGCUGACCUCUGCUGCUAUCUGUGUGGAGUUUGCAUGUUGUUCCUGUGACUAUAUGGAUGGUCUUCCACAUCUGAGUGACAUAUAGUAUGGUAGAUCAAUUAGCCAUUGUGUAGGCGAGUGGCAGAAUCUGGGGAGAGCUGUUGGGAAUGACCAUAAUACGAACAAUGCUGUGCAGAAGUCCUGGGCACAUCUAUAGGUGCCUCAGACCUUUGCACACUACUGUAUUUGUCAACGUGGAGCAGAGGGAGUGUUUGUAAAACUGAUGGGAGCAAGGGAUGUUGAACAUAGUGAGGGUGGGGGGGUGUGGGACAGGUGGUAGAGAAGGAAUGCCGGGACAGAGAGUGGCAUGGGUGCAGUGACGCCUCGCCCUGAGACACCAGACAACGUCAUUUGAUUCUAAACAAUUGGUUUGCUGAUCACUACGGAAUAUUUUUCUGGUGUUUCUUGCUUCCUGUCCAUUUUCCUGACCGUGAUUCCCCUCUCUCUGCCCCCAUUCCACAAUAGAGACCCAUAAUAGAAUCAGAAUUAUCACCACUCUCAUAUGUUAUGAAAUUCUUUUUUUUUGUGGUAGUACAGUGCUGUGCAAAAGUCUUAGGGUUUCUAGCACAGUAUUGUAGGAGCAGAAUUGGGCCAUUCGGCCCAUUGAGUCUGUUCCAUCAUGCCAUCAUGGCUGAUAUAUUUCUCUCUCAACCCCAUGUGAAUGAGAAGAGAAUUUAAAAAAAAACAGUUGGGAUUAGUAACAGGUUAGUAUUAAUGUGUGCUUAAUAGUUGGAUUGGACUCAGUGGAUGAAGGAGGCUGUUCCUAUGCCUUGUGACCUCUCACCCCUAUGACAUUGUUAGUGAGACAUGAACUUGUGAUAUCAUUCCCCCUUUGAUGUCGUCACAUGAGAGGCAUGCUUUUCAAAAUGUCUGCUUCAAGCUUGACUCCAACCUGCGUGAUCACAAGUGACAGCAUCAUUUGGUGAAAACUACAAGUUUAUUGGCCUGCUCUGCCUCUGUCAAUUUUAAUUUUGUUUCAGGAAUCAUUUAGGAACUCCACUCUAUUGCUAAUGGUUUGGGGAGGGAGGAUAGGACUCUGCCUGCAUUCUGUGUUGGACUCUUAAAGCCACCCUCCCAUGGACAAAAUCUGACUGCAAGGAAAACCGUAUUAGUACGUUGGUGCCCACUGCAUUUUUCAGGUAUCCUUUUUUUAAUCCACGUUGUUUUUUGAACCACUCUGUCCUCAACAGCCAUUCAUGUUAAUGGAUUCUGUGUUGUAUCUCUGCCAUACUGAAGGUUAUGAGGUUAGGUGAUCAUGCUGCAGUUUUCCUUCAGAAUUGUACUGCAGUCUCUUUCAAUUGAUAUUUGAUAUUUGACUUGAUAUUUCAAUCCCCAUGAUAAGUCAGCACUCUCGAUGUUGGUAGUGGGCUUGGAGUAGUGACAAGGAGGGUUGGUACCUCAUUGGGGUCAUCAGGUGGGCACCCUCCUUUGAUGUUUUGUUGAUAAGCCCACGAUAUCUCCAGAGGGCUCAAUGGUGCUACCUGGCAUCCCAGAUCCACCCCCUUCAGUUCCAUACCCUCCUGUCUUCAUCUUGCAGCCCAGUUAUUAUCUUUCCUUUUAAUCCAAAUCCAAUUACUGCUUUCUUCUGCUGCACUUGACAAGGACGUGAUUGCUUGUUGGAGUGAAUAACCCCUCACUCCCAUCUUCAAUAGACUGGUCAAAGAUGUAGCCAUAAAUCCCCUGCAUCCCACUUCUACAGGGAAAAUCUUGGUCUUCCAGUUAUUCUGGGCAGCUUCAGUUGCCAGUUCAGAGUACUUGGUCUUUUUCCUCUCAAGCUUCUUCAACACCAUCUUCCCAUGGUACUGUCAUUUCCACAACAUUGACAGCUUGGCUGUUGUGGACCACAGGACCAUGUCUGGCCAGAGUAUGGAACUCCACUGUGCUGCCUGAGACAUUCUCCCCAGUAUCCUGUCAAAUCGUCUAAUCAAUGCUUCUGAAUUGAUGUGGUUGUCCUGGUAUUCGUGGGAGCAGCGAUAAUACUUUGUUAGCUGGAGAAUCAUUGGCCUAUCACAAAAUUUGGAAAUCAGCCAUCCCAGUCCACUUUUAACUUUGUUUUUGCAUUUGUGAGCCAGUGCUCUUUAUCUCCUUGUCCCUCAAAUGCAUUGCAAGUUUACAAAGCCUGUGGAACUAGUUUAGAAAAAAAGGGCUGUAAUUAUUGAUUGCAGGCACUUUCAGUACAUUCAUCAGUUCUGUACCCAAACAAGUUUGAGCAACACUGUUGUCAAUUUGAGUAAAUUUUCAAAAUGACUAACAAUAAAUUAUUUUCAAAUGAUUUAUUUUCUUA